UCAUCCCACCAAACCGAUCCUCACAUCACUAUGAACGAAAAAUACGUCUUGAACGCGCUUGCCAGUCAUGUUGAGAAGAUGAUCGCUGAAAAUGGAUCGGGACCGACCAUGAAACCGGCGACUGACGACUGGGUCAAAACAGCUCUCGGCUCUAUAGAGGAAGCUAGAAGCGCGCAGCAGAAGAUUUCCGAAGAAAAGCAAAGUCUGAGAAAUGAGAUCAAGGCGUUCAAGAAUGCUAUCCGAGAGCGUAAGGAUGAGAUCAUGUUUAUCCAGUAUCAGAUUGAAGACGAUGAGGAUGAGGUCAAACGCCUGCGGGACAACCUUAGAGAAAAGGAAGUACUGACACCUUACCUGGCUACCUUCGAGAAAGUUGUCGGGCUCGUUGCGGUGAACAAGGAGGACAUUGAAGGCUACACCCGCGUUAUUGCCGCUUUGAUGGAUGCACUUGGAUCACUCACUUCUUGAAUUUUUGAUAUCUACAGCUUGAGUCUGGGAAGCUUGGAGUAUGCGGAGAAAGUGAUAGGAUGUGGAUUACAAACGGGCAAUGGAUGUAUCUAGUGAGAGAAGAUAUUCAAUUGAAGCCAAGGAAUUCUUGAUCUAUUCCAAUAAGCA
This is a messenger RNA of Aspergillus heteromorphus CBS 117.55, 612 nucleotides long. RefSeq lists its product as uncharacterized. The record is from RefSeq and is a predicted model, not a curated record. The coding region runs from base 31 to 465 and encodes 144 amino acids. The transcript has a single exon. Lineage: Eukaryota; Fungi; Ascomycota; Eurotiomycetes; Eurotiales; Aspergillaceae.